AUGAUUCCAAACCUGACUUCAUUUGUGAUCCCGCAAUAUGCUCCGGUCUAUUCGAUGGAAAGGGAUGUUAAACAUCGAAUCAAACAAUUGAUAGAUCGAUAUGACCAAUGCGAAGUUGAGAUGCAAAAAACAGAUGACUCAAUCGAAAAACUUCCUUUUUUGGAGACCCCAUCGGCGAUCUAUCCUGCGAUCCUGGCCAAUCCUGAAGUGCCUCUGCUUAAAAAGAGCCAGUCUCGGUUGGAGGAUGGUGCUAUAUUUCUCAUGCUCGCGGGUACAGAUGCCCCAUCGCGAACUCUCGCUAUCACCAUGUUCCACAUACUACGGAACCCUGCAACAUACCAGAGACUCAAAGAUGAACUCUUCGCUGCCCUCCCAGAUGUGAAGGCCGUUCCCUGUAUUGAUCAGUUGGAGAAUGUUCCAUAUUUGACAUUUGUCUCUAUGUCCACAUAUUUCAUUUUGAGGGACCCAUCUAUAUUCCCUGAGCCUGAGAUGUUCCUCCCCGAGCGGCGGCUACUCGAGCCGGAGGAAUUACAGAACUUGGAGAAGUUCCUGCUUCCAGCAUCAAAGGGAACUCUAUAUGAAUUGGUCGUGGAUGCACCAUCUCAUAAGCGCUCUUGUGCGUCGAUUUGA
Messenger RNA from Penicillium canescens, 630 nucleotides. RefSeq lists its product as uncharacterized. The record is from RefSeq and is a predicted model, not a curated record. Gene Ontology annotation, molecular function: heme binding; oxidoreductase activity, acting on paired donors, with incorporation or reduction of molecular oxygen; iron ion binding. Bases 1 to 630 code for a protein of 209 amino acids. The transcript is spliced from 4 exons. NCBI's taxonomy places the organism in Eukaryota, Fungi, Ascomycota, Eurotiomycetes, Eurotiales, Aspergillaceae.